AUGAAUGAAUAUUUAGUUAUGGCAAUUGCAGCAGAUUGUAUUAAAAGAUAUUAUGAAAUGAGGAAUAAAGAAGUUUUACUAAGUGUGGGGACUGCUGAAUACGGACCAAGGGUACAACAAGCAAUAGCUGAGAGUGGAUUAUCAGCAAAAGAAUUUUGUGAGAGAAAAAUGAACGAAUAUAAGGAAACUUUAAAUAAUGCCAAGGUUACAUACACGGAUUUCUCACGGAAUACGGAACUAAGGCAUGAAAUUUCUGUAAAUCAUAUUUGGAGUAAAUAUAUUUAUAAAACUUCACAAGAAGGGUGGUAUUCACCUUUGAGUCAAUCAUUUUUCUUAGAAUCAAAGACAAAAAAAAUAAAGCAUCCCCAUACCGGUGAAGAAAUAUUAGUGUCAAAUGUAAAAAAUGAUGCUCCUAAACCACUUGAAUGGUACAAAGAAGAACAUUAUAACUUCAAACUUCCAAGAAUACAUAUGAAAUUAGCUGAAUGGUUAAAAGCAAAUCAAGAUCUUGUAAUAGCUCCGAAUAAAACGGAAAAAUAUGUAUAUGAAAUAAAGAAGCUAUUAAAAGAUUUACGUAUUUCACGUCCUCGUUCUCAAGCUGAUUGGGGAAUACCAGUUCCGGAUGAUCCUGAACAUACGGUAGAUUCCAAUUUUGAAGCUUACGUUAAUUAUUUAACUGUUACUGGAUAUCCCUGGAAGGAAGAACCUUAUAAAAAGCAUUGGCCAAUUGAUAUUAAUGUGUGCAAUGUUCGUUCAUUAAAGAUUCAUGCAGAAAAUGGACCAGCAUUUCUAAUUGCAGCUGAUAUACCGCCAAUUAAGAAAAUAUACGCCAAUUCAUUUAAAUCUUAUAAUUAUGAUGCUAAAAUUAAAAGAGUUAUAAAUUUAUAUGGCGUAGAUGCUUGCCGAUAUAUUUAUAUGGCUUACGGUAAUGAUCCAAAACCAUCAGAUUUCGCAUUAGAAAACAUUAGUAUUCGAUAUCAUAAAGAUUUAGUUAAUCAAUUAGGAAAGGCAAUAAAUAAUUGUUGUAAUAGUGACAUCUAUUAUUCAACAUGGGUACCUAAAUACCCCGAAUAUGAAAAAAAUAAAAUUGAUUAUGAUGAUUUGCUUUUACAUAAUGCUUUAACCGAAUUUCCGGAUAUUGUUGAAAAUUAUUAUGAAAAUUUCGAUUUUUCAAAUGCCAAUAAUCAUUUCUCAAGUUUAUUACCACAAGAUGGUGGUCCAAUUAAAGAUCGAAGUUUAAUCGAACGAGCUUUCUAUUAUUCAUUUGAAACUUUGCGCAUUGCUAGCAUUCUUUUGAAGCCAAUUAUGCCCGAGAAAUCUGUAAAAGUUUUAAAUAUUCUUGGAGUAUGGGAAAGUGAACAAGUAUGGGAUGACGCAAAAUUUGGUGCAGGAUGGACAUAUGUUAAUGAGAGAGGAAGGAAAUGGGCAAAAUAUUUAUAUCAAGAUUUAUAUCCAUAUGUCAACAUUGGUUUAGGUGGACCAGGAUUGCGUAGAAAUGAUAAAGAUAAUUUGGCUUUUAAUAUUAUGGAAAUUAAAGAAAAGAAUUCUAUUAUUGGAGAUAUAUUACCAAAAGAUGUGGAACAAAUUGCUCAAACCAGAAAUCCUCGCAUGAAUAGAAUUCAAUGGGCAUGA
Molecule: messenger RNA, 1632 nt
Organism: Diversispora eburnea
Lineage: Eukaryota; Fungi; Glomeromycota; Glomeromycetes; Diversisporales; Diversisporaceae
Source: the annotation of a GenBank genome assembly